Messenger RNA from Lingula anatina, 2264 nucleotides. RefSeq lists its product as uncharacterized. The record is from RefSeq and is a predicted model, not a curated record. NCBI's taxonomy places the organism in Eukaryota, Metazoa, Brachiopoda, Lingulata, Lingulida, Lingulidae.
GAAAAACGAGCAAGACUUCGUCAUAACUCUGGUCGAAACCAUCGCCAGUUUUGGCAAGAACGUCCGGGUGCAUUACUCCGCCAUUACGUUCGGGACUAAGUUCGAAUUCCCCAUACGGUUUACGGACCGCCAGACUAUUCCGUUCAUCCUUUACCGGCUGAGAAACAUGCGGCAUACUGGCGGGCAGACGUUAACUGGGGAGGCCAUUAUUCGAUGCCGCGAUCUUCUGAUACGCGAAGAGAGACGAAGGGGAUUCGAGAUACAAAAGUUGAUUUUGGUUCUGACGGACGGCGUGAGUACUAAGAGAAGAGGCUCCACAACUGUUGCGCAAGCAAUGCCAACUGUUAUAAAUGCUGGCAUCCGAACAAUGGCUGUCGGUGCUGGACCUAUGAUAGACAAGGACGAGCUGCUUCUAAUAGCGCAAAACACCGAAGCACAUGUAUUUAUGGCUGCAGACACCAGCAAGCUGAGUGAUAUUGUGGACACCAUCGGUGUAAGGGCAUGUGUAGCAGCGACUACGACUACGACUACAACAACAACAACGACUACUACUACAACUACUACUACACCCACUACGACUACUACACCCACUACAACUACUACACCCAGCACGAUUACUACAACUACUACUACACCCAGUACGACUACUACACCCAGUACGACUACUACAACUACUACACCCACUACGAUUACAACAACCCCUAUAACUACAAUACAUAUGACUUCAACAACCCCUACAACUACAAUACAUAUGACUUCUACUACCCCUACAACUACAAUACAUAUGACUUCUACUACCCCUACAACUACAAUACAUAUGACCUCAACAACCCCUACAACUACAAUACAUAAGACCUCAACCACCCCUACAACUACAAUACAUAAGACUUCUACCACCCCUACAACUACAAUACAAAAGACUUCUACCACCCCUACAACUACAAUACACAUGACCUCAACAACCCCUACAACUACAAUACACAUGACUUCAACAACCCCUACAGCCAAAACAACAGUUACAAUGCCAUCCACAACAAAACAAACAAGUGCAACAACAUCAUCAUCAUCAACCAAAAUGUUUUCGACAGCUGCCUCAACGACAUCUUCGCCAACUACUAUAAAAGUCUUAAAGCUUACGACGCCCCCAUCUACCUCUGAAGACUUGCCGCCCGAUGUCCUCCUAAUAUUCAGUACAGCUAUUUUUUCACUUGGUCUUUCAGUCAGAGAGAAAUGGUCACAGUGGUCCGAUUGCGACGUUUCUUGUGGAGGAGGGGUGCAGACCCGCGUGCGCGUCCAGAGGUGCUACAACAAAGGCUGUGACCCUAAAGUGGACGUCCGGCAAUGCAACAGGGAGGUCUGUCCAGUUGACGGAAAGUGGGGUGAGUGGACUGAAUACAGUAAGUGCUCAAAAACCUGCGGAAAUGCCAUCCAGAUGCGAUCCCGCACUUGUAGCAAUCCCGCACCAGCAGGUUCCGGAAAACUCUGCGAGGGAUUCGAAACUACGGAAAUAAGGGAUUGUGGCUUACCGGCCUGUCCGGUGGAUGGCCAAUGGGGAGAUUGGUGCUGCACGUGGUCUUCAUGUAGCGCCACCUGUGGGGGAGGGCGGAGAACGAGAAGUCGGGAGUGUAAUAAUCCAGCGCCAUCUAACGGCGGAGCCAUUUGCCCCGGAUCGAAUUCUGGUGCCAAUACUGAAACCGAAGCGUGCAAUACACAACCAUGUCCAAUUGACGGUGGGUGGAGCCACUGGACAGGAUGGUCCAGCUGUGACCAGACCACGUGUCACGCAAUGCGGAUUAGGAUCUGUAACAGCCCGCCGCCCCAAUAUGGCGGCAAGACGUGCCAAAAACCUGCUUAUGAGCUAAAGCAGUGCUUCUUUGUAUGCUGUAUGGGCAAUAAACCUUUACAGAGAGAGCUUAUAAAGUAUGAUUGGUUGAAAUGUUAACGCCAUCCGCCACAAGGAAGCCGGUAUUCGUAACUUCUGUGAAUGUUGCCUAAGUAUGACAGCUUCUCUCAAACUAACCACAGAGACAAAUAACUUCAAGCAAUAUCCUCGGUACUGAUUGGCUGAGCGGAGUUUCACGUGACCAAUAAAGAUUUUAUUUCCAAAACAGCUUUGCAUUUGCUGUUGCAAAAAAAUGAGUAGGCUCCAACUUGAGGAAGUCGAUACACUCUUUUAUAAAAUCGUCUCAGCUUACACAUCGCUUGGAUUCUCCAAAGUAUAUCUGUCCGCUAUAGCGAACAGGCCUACCCAACUACCAGACUCG